Molecule: messenger RNA, 255 nt
Organism: Opisthorchis viverrini
Lineage: Eukaryota; Metazoa; Platyhelminthes; Trematoda; Opisthorchiida; Opisthorchiidae
Exons: 2
Source: RefSeq, a predicted model, not a curated record
AUGGCUGUGCAUUGGGUUCCCGAUGAUUUACACAAACAUCAAUACACAUGCUCAACAUCAUCUGCUGCAUCCAUUGCUAACCUCCUGCAGUCGAACAGGGUUCCCAAAGAGAACCUUACUAUCCGCUGCCUCGCUGGUCGGACUUUCGAAUCAAAGGCUCAAGAUGGGGUACCUCAACCAAACCCGACCUGGGCAACCGAGUGGUAUCAUUUGCCCGCACAGUUCUGUGUCCACCGAUGUUCUCCCGAUCCCUAA